Molecule: messenger RNA, 1043 nt
Organism: Zea mays
Lineage: Eukaryota; Viridiplantae; Streptophyta; Magnoliopsida; Poales; Poaceae
Exons: 2
Coding region: 40-726 (228 amino acids)
Cellular component (GO): plasma membrane
Source: RefSeq, marked validated
AGCACAUGUCAACAAACACAAGUGACAAAAGAAACGAGGAUGACGGAGCAGAGCACCAGAGACGUGCGCGCGAUGCUCACCGUCGAGACUCGAUCGAGAAUUAGUGCAAGAAGAAAGAGGUGCGAGCAAGAGCCAAGAGGGAUGAACGGCGCCGGCAAUGGUGAGCCCUCCCUUGUAGUUGUAGCGGAGGAAGGGCCGCCGAACGAUGGCAACGGCGCCGGCGUUCACGCACCCAACUUCGGCGCGAAUGAAGCGGACACGCUGCUGGUGGUGGCGACACUGAUCACAGCGCUGACGUACCAGCUGGGCACCAACAUCCCGGGCGGGUACUGGCAGGACGAUCUCAAGGGGCACGACGGCCUCGCGGGGCACGUCGCCGGAGACCCGAUCAUGCGUGACAAGCACCGGCGGCGGUACUGGCUGUUCAUGGCGGCGAGCUGGGUGGGGUUCGGCACCUCGAUGCUGCUCACGGUGGGGCUCAUCACGGGGGUGCCCGCGAGGUCGCGCUUCGUCCGGUUCGCGUUCCUGCUGGCCUACUCCAGCCUCGUGCUCACGUUCGUGACGUCGCAGCCGCGCACGUCGCUCUUCUGGGACCUCAUCAUCUGGGCUGUCGUCAUGGCGCUGCUCGCCAUCGCCACCAAGUACCUGCGCCUCGACAGGCUCCCGAGAUGGGCGCGUACCCUGUGCCCUGCUCCUCCAUCCGCGUUCUGCUGCUCACGUUCGUGACUCGUGAGCGAGCUCGCCAUGGACGAUCGACCUCGUCAUCUGGGUCGCCGUCAUGGCAUCGACGCAUCGUCGCCAUCGUCACCAAGUACCAGCACGUCGACAGACCUCCCCGGCUGGGUGCACACCGUCUAUCUUCAGUACCAGCUUGCUAGUAGCAACAAUGUGUGUGUUUUCAAAAAAAAGGAAGAAUGUGUUUUUAUCUUUGUUUAAUUUUGGCCGUAAUGUCUUGUUUAGUGGCUGAUGUUCUUGUUCUCUGCUACUGUGUGCGUCCUCAUUGGUUGAUCUGAAUCUGAUGUUAAAUGUAUCGCUGUUCAGUC